GGCAACGUUUCGGCGCGAAGGAAGUGCCGACUGAACGCGAAUUCUGCGGCGCUUGCAAAAAAAAUUACCCUUACCCUCCUCUCUCUUAGUCUCACUUGGUUAUUUAGGUCACUGCGAGAGGAGGGAGAUCUGUAAAUUCUCACUAUGGCUGCUAAAGGAAAAGGUGGACCCCCAAAACUAAACCAAUUUAUGCAUCCCCGUAACCCUUAUCGCACACCACCAAGUUUUAAGAAGCUUGCAAUGCAGUAUCCAGAGUUUAGGGCACAUUGUACGUAUGACCUGUCUGGCAAGGUGCACUUAGACUUUAAGAACUGUGAUGCAUUGCGGGCAUUAACAACAUGUCUUCUAGACCAAGACUUUGGUCUCAAGGUGGAUAUACCUGAUGGUCGUUUGGUACCAACACUUCCUUUACGUCUCAACUACCUUCUGUGGCUAGAUGAUCUGAUGACACUCGCAGCAAAAACAGAUCAGAAAUGUACAAGAAUUGGAGUGGAUAUUGGUACUGGAUCAGCUUGUAUUUACCCAUUGCUUGCUGCCAAACAGUUUGGUUGGAGCAUGUUAUGCACUGAAGCAGAUGAAGUCAGCUAUGAAAGUGCAGUUAACAAUGUUAAGAAGAAUAGUAUGCAAGAUGAAAUUUUUAUAAAGAAGGUCCAAGAGAAUAUCAUCUUGAAGGAUGUAUUGGAUGACGAAACAAGUUUAGCAGAGAUCACUGCUUUACAAGCAAAAGAAGAAUCAGUAGACAAGCCUCAAGGUACACAAGAUUCCCCUUGCAAAACAGAAAUGGAACAGGAAACAAAUGAUAAGAAAGGUAUAGAAAGCAGUAAUUACAUCUUUGACUUCACCAUGUGUAAUCCACCCUUUUUUGGUUCUGAAGAGGAUAUUCACACAAUGAACAAGAGCAAGAAAGACAGAGGAGAACCUGUUAGUGUUCCAACAGGUGCUGUGCAAGAGAUAGUUACUUCUGGAGGAGAAGUAUCAUUUAUUACACAAAUGAUUGAGGAGAGUUCUCACUUGAAAGAUAAAGUAAGGAUAUUUACAACACUAAUUGGAACUAAAGCAGACAUUAAAAAAGUAAAACAAGUUUUAGCCACUGUUAGUCCUGCACAUUCAUCAUUUACAGAGUUCUGUCAAGGAAGAACAAUGAGAUGGGGACUUGCAUGGACUUUCGACCCAAAGUUGCAACUGAAUCAAAUAAUGAGUAAGAAACAAAUGGCAAAUACCAAGCCGAUGGUGAUGUUAAUGCCUCGCAGCUUAUUGACCGCGUAUUCUGUUCCAGCAGCGUGGCGAAUGGUUGCAAAAUGGUUGCAUUAUCUAAAGGUUAAGGUGCGUGUCUUCAAGAAUACAAAGUAUUUUGUUGGUGCUCAUGUUAAAGCUUAUAAACCAACUUGGUUACAUCAGAGAAGAAAGAAACGAGAGCUUGAUCGUAGAAAUAAAGUUAAUGCAGGACACACCUGGUAUUUCUGGUACCUGUGGUGUCAUUUUCACUUUUCUUUGUGA
Messenger RNA from Penaeus indicus, 1497 nucleotides. Its product is annotated as U6 small nuclear RNA (adenine-(43)-N(6))-methyltransferase-like. Lineage: Eukaryota; Metazoa; Arthropoda; Malacostraca; Decapoda; Penaeidae. The record is from RefSeq and is a predicted model, not a curated record. Gene Ontology annotation, cellular component: nucleus. The transcript is spliced from 11 exons. Gene Ontology annotation, molecular function: 23S rRNA (adenine(1618)-N(6))-methyltransferase activity. The coding region runs from base 145 to 1497 and encodes 450 amino acids. Gene Ontology annotation, biological process: rRNA base methylation.